UUUUUUUUUUUUUGACACUUCCGGGUCCUGCGUCGCUCCGGAAGCCCGCGAGUUCCGGAAGUCUGGGUAGUCCGGGUUCUGCUAGGAGAAGCCGAGCUUCCCAGAUAACAAUGUUUCAGGAAGAGUUGCGUGCAGCGGGGGCGUGUCGCCGACUGCUCAGCUCCUGGCUGGUGUGAGGCAAGGGUUUCACAGAAGAGUUUGCAACGGAAAUCCCCACUGCCGUCGCCAUAGGCUGGCGAGUCUUGAGGGAGCUGCCGGAAAGGGAGGGAGGUGAGACCCCUCAGAAGGCAGUUGGCAUGUGUGGAAACCUUCAGGGAAGGCAUGGCUUCCAGAGAAGAGAGUACGAAGAGGACAAACAGGGUGCUAAGGAUAAGUCAGCUGGAUGCGCUUGAACUCAACAAGGCCCUGGAGCAUCUGGUUUGGUCCCAGUUCUCUCAGUGUUUCCAUGGAUUUAAGCCCGGCCUGUUGGCCCGCUUUGAACCAGAGGUGAAAGCACUCCUGUGGCUUUUCUUGUGGAGAUUCACCAUCUACUCUAAAAACGCCACCGUGGGACAGUCAGUUUUGAAUAUUCAGUACAAAAACGAUUUUUCCCCGAACCCGAGAUACCAGCCGCCAAGUCAGAAUCAAAAACUCUGGUAUGCUGUCUGUACAAUCGGUGGGAAGUGGCUAGAAGAACGAUGCUACGACUUGUUUCGACACCCUCAUUUAGCAUCGUUCAGGAAAGCUAAGCAGUGUGUGAAUUUUGUGGUUGGACUUUUGAAAUUAGGUGGGUUGAUUAAUUUCUUGAUCUUCCUUCAAAGGGGCAAGUUCGCAACUUUGACAGAACGUCUGCUAGGCGUUCGUUCUGUAUUUUGCAAACCCCAAAACAUACGUGAGGUUGGCUUUGAGUAUAUGAACAGGGAGCUUCUCUGGCAUGGUUUUGCUGAGUUUCUGAUUUUUCUCUUACCACUUAUCAACAUCCAGAAGUUGAAAGCCAAGUUAUCUGCAUGGUGUAUCCCUCUCACGGGCACUCCUAAUAGUGACAGUACGUUAGCCACCAGCGGCAAACAGUGUGCUCUGUGCGGAGAGUGGCCCACCAUGCCUCACACCAUAGGAUGCGAGCACAUCUUCUGUUAUUACUGUGUUAAGAGUAGUUUCUUAUUUGACAUGUACUUUACGUGUCCCAGGUGUGGCACAGAGGUACGCAGUCUGCAGCCACUCAAGUCGGGAAUUGAGAUGUCAGAAGUGAAUGCUCUUUAGAAAUUAAACUUGUUUCCUCUGAGGAAAACUGGAUUAAGUUUAUUAGUCAUCCUAAGUAUACCAUUUAGGUGUCUCUUAUGAGGGCGUGUGCUUCUUAGCCGCUGGCUUUCUGUUCCUUUCCCGGCAUGACUAAAUUCUAAUCACUGGAAACCACAGGCUUCUAAAAAUACUAUGUAAACAAUAAGGUUGUAUUUUUUUAAAAUAUCAUUGCAUUCACUUUGGAAUGUCAAGAAUAAUGGACAGUUUUUGUCAAAUGGCUACCAAGAAUGCUCCUUCAUUUUGCUACUUCCUGGAAAGAGGUUAGACUCUAAAAAUAAAAGAUUUUGGAGACUCUCGGGCAAGCGUGCAUUUAUUUUCAGAGAAGGCAUUGUAACUUCCUAGGCAUAUAACAUAACAACAAGACCCUGUUGUUUUAAACCUUAAGAGCUGAUGUCCCAGUUGUAAUUUUAAGCUUUUCUGUGAAGCCAGUUUUUAAGGGGUGCAGUCAGCUUGUUCUCAGACAAAAUGAUGGCCACCAGAAGCUCAAGACUUUGUUCUGCCAGCUUUCUGAUCCCACUAGAAUAAAAUCUUCUUGCCUGAUAGUUCCAGUAAGGUCCAGGAGCUCACUGUCAUCGGUCUGCCUGAGAUUAUGUGCACAUUUCCUGAACCAGGAUGGAAAAAUACUGCUCCCGAUUGCCCAAAUGUGGGUGGCACGCCCUCGUGUAUACCACAUGAACCUAAAGUGGGAGAGGAGGCAGUUCACCCUGGGAAACUGUGGUGCUGUUGUAAGAAUGGUGGAUGCUGGGCAAGUGAAAACAGUGGAUCCGCAGUAGAGGCUGUACUUGCCUUCUUCAUACCAGAAGAAGUCUACGUGCAGUCUUUCAUUUUACCAGUGAGCUCAUUCCAUAAGCACAUUAACGAGUAACUGAAUGGUUGUCUUAGAUUGCAGAUUUGGAAGGAUUAAAUAAACAAGGUCAACAAGACUUUCUUGUACGAACAAUUUUGUUAUAUUGU
Messenger RNA from Diceros bicornis minor, 2232 nucleotides. RefSeq names its product peroxisomal biogenesis factor 2 (gene PEX2). The coding region runs from base 322 to 1239 and encodes 305 amino acids. NCBI's taxonomy places the organism in Eukaryota, Metazoa, Chordata, Mammalia, Perissodactyla, Rhinocerotidae. Gene Ontology annotation, biological process: protein import into peroxisome matrix. Gene Ontology annotation, cellular component: peroxisomal membrane. The transcript has 3 exons. Gene Ontology annotation, molecular function: zinc ion binding. The record is from RefSeq and is a predicted model, not a curated record.